GAAGACUCAAAAUCCACCGCCAUUAACAACCAAAUGAGAAACUCAAAAUCCUCUGCAACUUUAUUAACCGUUUUACUCUUACUCUCUACUCUCUUCCAUGUAAGAUCUUCAAUGAAAGACGCAGCUCUUCUUCUCCGUGUCAUCAAUGGCGGCCUCGUUGAUCCAGAUGCCAGUCUCAAAAAUUGGUCCUAUUCUACUAACAAUCCUCCCUGCGAUUGGACUGGUAUCACAUGUAAUCCGCAAACAAACGACGUUGUCUCCAUCUUCCUCGACAGUUUCAAUCUUACCGGCUCUUUUCCAGCCGAUUUCUGCAGGAUCACCGCGCUUCAGAAUCUCUCUAUUGGAGAUAAUAGCUUCAACGGCAGUUUAUCAUCGGAUUACUUCUCUCUUUGCUACAGUCUCAAUUUCAUGAAUCUAUCCUCUAAUUACUUCAUCGGAGAGUUACCAGAGUUUUCCGUCGUCUUUUCGAACUUAACCACGCUUGAUCUCUCUUACAACAGCUUCUCCGGCGAUAUUCCGAGGAGUUUUGGACGGUUACCAUCGCUUAAGGUACUUAGUCUCUAUGCUAACAAUCUUAGUGGCUAUUUUCCAGAGUUCCUUACUAAUCUCUCUCAGCUGACACGGCUUGAACUUGCGUACAAUCCUUUCGUUCCAAGCGCUCUUCCUCAAUCCAUCGGAAAACUACUGAAUCUCGAACGGUUAUGGCUUACGCAGACAAAUCUAAUCGGCGUUAUUCCGGAUACGAUCGGCGAUCUUGUUCAAUUGAAGAAUCUCGACCUUUCCGUCAACAAUCUUACUGGCGAUAUACCAUUGAGUUUUAGCAGAUUGAAAAACAUCGAACAAGUCGAGCUCUAUAAGAACAAUCUGUUUGGCGAAUUGCCUGAUUUUUUCUCCAAUUUAUCAUCACUGCUUCUAUUAGACAUUUCCGAGAACAACUUCACCGGUAAAUUACCAUUAACUCUUGCCGAAUUGCAUCUGGAAUCACUCAGUCUGACUGACAACAACUUCACCGGCGAGAUACCCGAUGUUAUCGCUUCGAAUCCGAAUCUCUCAAUGCUAAAGCUAUUCAACAACAAAUUUACAGGCGUAUUGCCGGCGAAAUUAGGUGAGAACUCCGACCUAAGUGAUAUCGAUGUCUCCGGAAAUGAACUUGAAGGUACGAUACCGAUGAAUCUCUGUAAGAGGAAGAAGCUCGCAAGACUUGUCCUGUUUAACAAUAAAUUCUCAGGUCCAAUUCCUGACUCGUUCGGCGAUUGCGAUUCUCUCUUCUACGUUCGCGUCCAAAACAAUGAACUAUCAGGACCCAUACCAUUAGGUUUCUGGAGCUUGCCUGGCUUUCAAUUCCUUGAAUUGGAAAACAAUGGUUUCGAAGGAACAAUUCCACCACAAUUUUCCGUCGCCAACGGCUUAACCACGAUGUUGAUUGCCGGUAACAGAUUUUCCGGCCAGCUUCCGCCUGAAAUCUGUAAUUUAUCGAAGCUUGUAGAUGUCGAUAUGAGUAGAAAUCAAAUCUCUGGAGUAUUACCUGCUUGCAUUACUAAUUGGAUAAACAUAGAGAAUCUUGAUCUGGAAGAGAACAGAUUAACAGGUGAGAUUCCGACUACUAUAAUUAAUUGGAAGAAGCUGGUUUGGAUGAACAUCUCUAACAAUGAUUUCUACGGCGAAAUUCCAAGAGAAAUCGGACUUCUCCCGUAUCUAAACUACAUGGAUCUCUCCAGGAACUCAUUUUCCGGCAAGAUUCCACCGGAGCUGACUAAGUUGAAGCUCAAUGUGUUCAAUCUCUCUAAUAACAAGCUCAAUGGACAAGUCCCCAUCGGCUUCGACUCCAAGUUCUUUGCUUCAAGCCUAACCGGGAACCCGGGUCUCUGCGGUCAGAAUCUAGAACCACUUCCCAAAUGCAAUCAACAAAAAUCCAAACCCUUAAAACCCCAUUUGGUGGGGCUUGUGAUAGCCUUCUCCAUAAUACUCAUCAUAUUAGUUUUAUAUCUAGUGAGGUCCAAAUUGUUCAAACUCCUCUUUCGCAAAUUGAAGCCCUCUCUAACGAUCACUUCAUUCCAAUGGGCUCAAUUCAGUGUCGAGGAAGUGUUGGGAUCAUUGACGGAACGAAAUCUCAUAGGGGAAGGGGGUUCUGGUCAGGUGUAUCGGUUACCGGUGAGGACAGGACAGGUCCUGGCGGUAAAGAGGCUACGCGGCGGCGGAAACCUAGACAUGGAUGCAGAUGAGGUUUUCCGAACGGAAGUUGAGAUGCUUGGGAGAGUUCGGCACGGGAAUGUGGUGAAAUUGGUGUUUAGUUGUAUAGGGGAGGAUAUUCGAUUGUUAGGGUAUGAAUACAUGGUAAACGGAAGCUUAUGGGACGUUUUGCAUGGAGAGAAGAUGGUGUUGAAUUGGCCGGAGAGGUUUUCGGUAGCGAUUGGGGCUGCGCAAGGUCUUUCGUAUCUACAUCACGAUUGCUUACCGGGGAUUAUUCAUAGAGAUGUUAAGUCGAAUAACAUAUUGCUAGACGAAUAUUUCAGGCCGAAGUUGGCUGACUUCGGCCUCGCCAAGACGGUUCGUCGCAACACCGAUGAAGAGAAGCAGAUGUCUCGUGUUGUAGGCUCUUGCGGCUACAUUGCUCCAGAGUAUGCAUAUACAUUGAACGUGAACGAGAAGAGCGACGUGUACAGUUUUGGUGUAGUUUUGAUAGAAUUAAUUAGCGGGAGAAAACCAAACGAGUUAUUUGGGGAGAAUAAGGAUAUCGUGAAGUGGGUUAGAGAAGGCGCGAUGUUAUCUUCGGGAGAUCUAGACUUGGGGUGGCUAGUGGAUAAGAGGAUGACACUUUCGUCGGACAAUGAAUAUGAGGAGAUUGAAAUGGUCCUCAAAGUGGCUCUUGGAUGCACCUCGGCUUUGCCUAGAGAUAGGCCUUGCAUGAGACGAGUGGUCGAAAUGUUGAAGGGGCGUUGAUGAGAUGAACAUAGUGUAGGUGAGAAAGAUUUUCAAU
Impatiens glandulifera is the source of this 2977-nucleotide messenger RNA. RefSeq names its product LRR receptor-like serine/threonine-protein kinase HSL2. Bases 34 to 2940 code for a protein of 968 amino acids. The record is from RefSeq and is a predicted model, not a curated record. Gene Ontology annotation, molecular function: ATP binding; receptor serine/threonine kinase binding; protein kinase activity. The transcript has 2 exons. Gene Ontology annotation, biological process: protein phosphorylation. NCBI's taxonomy places the organism in Eukaryota, Viridiplantae, Streptophyta, Magnoliopsida, Ericales, Balsaminaceae.